Talaromyces rugulosus is the source of this 1206-nucleotide messenger RNA. RefSeq lists its product as uncharacterized. NCBI's taxonomy places the organism in Eukaryota, Fungi, Ascomycota, Eurotiomycetes, Eurotiales, Trichocomaceae. The transcript is spliced from 2 exons. The record is from RefSeq and is a predicted model, not a curated record. Bases 1 to 1206 code for a protein of 401 amino acids.
AUGGUCAACGCAGGCAUCGCCUUUUUGAUGCUCGCCGGCCCAGCUUUUGCUGGUGUCGUCGAGCGCGGUGAGCGCGGUGACGAGGGUGCUCCAGGCGUGUAUGAAGCUCCUCCGCCGCCUGAACACUCUGCUCCUCCUCCUCAUGAGGAGACCUAUGCUCCGCCGCCGCCCCAUGUGUCGACUUAUGCUCCUCCGCCGCCCCAUGUGUCGACUUACGCUCCGCCGCCACCACAUGUGUCGACUUAUGCUCCUCCACCCCCUCCGGUGUCGACCUAUGCUCCGCCGCCUCCACAUGUGUCGACUUACGCUCCUCCGCCGCCUCCACAUGUGUCGACUUACGCUCCUCCGCCGCCUCCACAUGUGUCGACUUAUGCUCCUCCUCCUCCUCCCCCGUCUACCUCCUCUCCUCCUCCUCCUCCUCCUCCUCCUCCUACUACCUACUCUCCUCCUCCCCAUACCUUUACUCCUCCUCCGCCACCUCCUCCUCCUACUACCUUCUCUCCUCCUCCCCAUACCUUUACUUCUCCUCCGCCACCUCCCGGUUCUACGACUACGCCAAGUCCUCCACCCAAGUCUCUUACAACUCCUAUUGUGCCUCCUCCUCAGACUUCGACUUCAGGUAUCACUAAGACUUUCACUACUACUACAAUUAACACCACGACCUCCUCGACAACCUCCGUUUCUGGCUCUCAAACCAUUACUGUGCCAGUGACAGAGACACACCCGGUGACUAGCACUAUAGUCACUGUUAUUCCCACCGGCUCUAGUGUUCCAAUCACCCCUGGACAACCUGGAGCCCCUGCACCUGGACAACCUGGAGCUCCUGCGCCUGGACAACCUGGAGCCCCUGCUCCUGCACCUGGACAACCUGGAGCCCCUGCUCCUGCUCCUGGACAACCUGGAGCUCCUGCCCCUGCGCCUGGACAACCUGGAGCUCCUACCCCUGUCCCUGGACAACCUGGAGCUCCUGCUCCUGGAAAGCCUGGAUCCCCCGCUCCUGCACCUGGAAAGCCUGGAUCUCCUGCUCCUGAGUCCCCUGCUCCCGAAUCUCCUGCGCCUGAAUCCCCUGCGCCUGAAAACCCUGCCACCACCCCUAGCCCGAGUGGGUCCAGCCCUGCGCCACCAGUCUUUACUGGUGCCGCUGUUAACCAGCAGCCUGUUGCCGGCCUUAUGGUGGCCGCUUUUGGCGCUUUCGCCCUUCUAUAA